AUGGCAGAAAAUGUCAGUCGUAUUGUCCAUAAUUCGGUCGGGGCCAGGCUUUUGCCUAUCAGCGGAAACAACCAGCAGGUGGAAAAUCUGCAGGAAACCGUGCAAGCCAGGGCCACCCCACCGGACGACGCGAUAGGGUCCCAGAUUCUCGAUUCAUAUUUCCUCAAUAUGCACCUGAGGCUCCCAUUCCUAGAUCGUACGGAGAUUCUACAUCUGCAUGCGAAACGGCACCAACUGCCCGACAAUACGCCUGAUGCACACUUUGGAAAAUUCAAACUAUUCAUGGUUUAUGCGAUCGGAAGUGCAAUUCGUCAUACGACAGACAAUGAUAACUCAAAAUCACCGAAUGAAUUCCUCGUGAUUGCUUUGGAGUUUGAUCCUACCUUGAGAGAAUCCAUCUCGAUUGCCAGCAUUGAGGCAAUGUUGCUACUUGUUGUAUACAAUUUGCGAUCGACUUCCAACUCCAGUGUCUGGUAUAUGAUCGGAUUAGCUAUGAGAACGUGUCUGGACUUCGGGCUUCACAGGGAAUCAAGCUAUCGAAAACUCCAACCGCAUGAAACUGAAUUACGACGACGUCUUUUCUGGAGUGUUUAUCUCAUCGAGAGAUAUACCGCGUGGUCUAUGGGAAGACCAUUCAGUGUUGCAGAAGAGGAAAUUGACGCUGCGCCCCCUUCCAAUAUUGAUGACUCCAUCACCAAUGACAGUGUUAUUGACAAGAUGCUGCAUAACCGGUCCGUCGGGCGGGGCAGAGCACACAAAGGUACACUUGGAAGGUUCAUCGCUUCGAUCCAGCUGCAGCGGAUCGUGUCUCGAAUUCACACGCGCAUUUACCGUGUUGACGCCCAAGUGUCUGCUCUUACUUCAGAGAUUGGACCCUUACUAUCAUCAUUACUGGAGUUCAAAGCCACACUAGCAGCACUUGACGUGGAAGAAGGCGACUUCCUGCAUAUGCACUGGAACAAUUCAAUACGAAUAUUGCUGCAACCUUUCCUCGGUUUCUUGCACCCCCAAGACAGUCUUAUAGAGACGUGCCUCUUUGCAUCGGGUCAGAUGUGUCAGUUCUUUAAGAAGCUUAGACAGCGAGAGUCUUCUUCGGGAUCCUCGUACUUACUCGUGAACUCGGUGUUUAUGGCCGGCAUCACAAUGUGCUACUGUCUAUUCCGAUCCCCGGGGCUGUGGACGCCCGCAGUAUCUAACGAUCUACGUGCCUGCUCGUCGGCACUGUUCCUUAUGGCGGAGCAUAAUCCGCGCCUCAAGACUUACCGCGAUGGACUCGAGACAAUCAUCAAUAAAGCAAUGGAUUUUGUUCAGGAGGCUUCUAGACCACCACACGCAGGCCCAGACGAGUUGUCUACCCAUGGAACGGAUCACGGGUCGUUGGCAGGGACAGUCGUCCCCGUGGAACCAACACCAGGGCUCGCCCCUCAGAUGCAGCCAGCAUCAGAGGACGUUUACAAUGACACAACCACCGAGCGGUUUGACUCAAUUCACUCUGACCUGUUCUCGGAUCUCCACGACAUUAUGAAUUUGCAAGGAGAUAGGUCCGGCAAUGAUAUGGAUGGCAUUCUUCCUUUUCAUGGAAUCUUUACGGAGGACUUUUGGGCCGCUGAUGCCUUCAAUUUGCCUACCUUCGAUGGCUUCGGGUGGCGAUCUUGA
Penicillium daleae is the source of this 1656-nucleotide messenger RNA. Its product is annotated as fungal specific transcription factor domain-containing protein. The record is from RefSeq and is a predicted model, not a curated record. Gene Ontology annotation, molecular function: zinc ion binding; DNA-binding transcription factor activity, RNA polymerase II-specific; sequence-specific DNA binding. The coding region runs from base 1 to 1656 and encodes 551 amino acids. Lineage: Eukaryota; Fungi; Ascomycota; Eurotiomycetes; Eurotiales; Aspergillaceae. The transcript is spliced from 2 exons. Gene Ontology annotation, biological process: positive regulation of transcription by RNA polymerase II; DNA-templated transcription.